This is a messenger RNA of Anisakis simplex (herring worm), 978 nucleotides long. NCBI's taxonomy places the organism in Eukaryota, Metazoa, Nematoda, Chromadorea, Rhabditida, Anisakidae. The record is from the annotation of a GenBank genome assembly.
AUGACUCUGGCUGCAGCUGCAAAGAAAUCCAUUCCAUACGUGGCUUCAAAUGGCCUUCGAAUUAUCAGCCAACUAUUUAUUUUAAAUGCCAAUUUUGAGGUGGCCUUAUUGGGUGCUUCCGGUGGUAUCGGGCAACCGAUGGCUUUGUUGCUGAAGCAGAAUCCAUCUAUAGGUCAGUUGGCGUUGUACGAUAUCAGAGGUACACCAGGUGUGGCCGCAGAUUUGUCACAUAUUGACACGAAAGCGCAAGUGAGUGGUUAUGAGGGUGUGCAUGAACUUGGGAAAGCGCUCGAGGGUGCUGAUGUGGUCGUUAUUCCAGCGGGUGUGCCAAGAAAACCGGGCAUGACUCGUGAUGACCUGUUCAAUACGAACGCAGGUAUUGUGCGCGAUCUGUGUGAUGCUGCAGCAAAGACAUGUCCGAAGGCAUUCAUGGCCAUCAUAACGAAUCCUGUCAAUUCAACCGUGCCGAUUGCAUGCGAAGUAUUCAGAAAGCAUGGAGUAUUCGAUCCGAAUCGUAUUUUCGGCGUUACAAUGCUCGACAUCGUGCGUGCACAAACCUUUAUCGCACAAUUGAAGGGCUUGGAUGUGAGCAAGACGAAGGUACCCGUAAUUGGUGGUCAUUCAGGUGUGACAAUAAUUCCAGUUCUGUCACAAAUGAAACCAACAUGCGGAUUCACUGACGAUGAAGCGAAGAGCUUGACUGCACGAAUUCAAGAUGCCGGUACAGAGGUGGUUAAAGCUAAGGCCGGAGCUGGUUCAGCAACACUGUCGAUGGCGUUCGCAGGAGCAAGAUUCGUGGAUGGAUUGAUUGGUGCUGUUCAAGGAAAGCGUAGUGUUCAAAUCGCAUAUAUACCCUCAACUGCAGUCAAAGGAGUUGACUACUUCUCAACGCCUUUCGAACUUGGUGUAUGUUUAUUUAUCGUUUUAUAUUUGACUAUUUUACUGUUCAUUUAUUCUUUUUCAUUAUCAUUUUAUUAA